AUGAGGAAACUGAAGCCGCGAGUUAGAAGCUUCGCUCAGGUCACGUGGUCGGGUUCCGCUUCUCGCGCUCCGCAUCCCGAGAGCUGGGUUCGGAUUCUGGACCCUGACAAGGUUCCUUUGGCUUCGUUGGCGGCCCUGGCAGCGUCCUCCCGGCUCCCGAGCCUUCCCCCAAAUCCUCCGCAAGCUCCCCUGCUCACCAGCCUCCUCGCUUGGGCACAGCGCAUCCCACGGCCGUCCCCGCCUGCCCCUGACAGCCAGACCGGGCGACCCCAGCCCCCGAGAGCCCCGCCCACGGCCGCUGCUCACACAAAUGAAAGCGCAGUCCCAGGCCUUCAGUCCCGCCGUUAUAAAGAAAGGGUCGGCCGAGGGGUCGGAAUCAAGAGGAAAGGAAGCCGAGCAGGAACAACCGCCCGGGAGGGGCGGGGCCUUGCUGGGGAGGGCGAACCCGGGCGGAGCGGCCGGCUCCGGCGCGGCCCGACGCUUUUUCUGCAGGGCGGGGGUGGGGCGGUGGGCGUGCCCGGCGCUCCCGGAAGUGGCGGUAGACUGUGGCGGUUGACGGCGACGGCUAUGGCGGCGGCGGCGGGCGGCGCGGCGGCCGGGGCGGUGCGUUCCCUGUCGCGGUUCCGGGGCUGUCUGGCCGGGGCGCUCCUCGGCGACUGUGUGGGGGCCGUCUACGAGGCGCACGACGACGUUACCAUGGCGUCUGUACUGAGUCACGUGAGCAGCCUGGAGCCGGAGCCUGGAGCGAAGGGGAGCGCGCGCACAGAGGCCCUGUACUACACAGAUGACACUGCUAUGACCAGAGCCCUGGUGCAGUCCCUGCUGGCCAAGGAGGCCUUCGAUGAGGUGGACAUGGCCAAGAGGUUCGCUCAGGAGUACAAGAAAGAUCCCGAUCGAGGCUAUGGUGCUGCAGUGAUCACUGUGUUCAAAAAGCUACUGAACCCCAAAUGCAUGGAUGUCUUUGAGCCAGCUCGGGCUCAGUUCAACGGGAAGGGCUCCUAUGGCAAUGGGGGUGCCAUGCGUGUAGCUGGCAUCUCCUUGGCCUACAGUAACACCCAAGACGUUCAGAAGUUUGCCCGGCUCUCAGCCCAGCUGACCCACGCCUCCUCGCUGGGCUUCAACGGUGCCAUCCUGCAGGCUCUGGCCGUGCAUCUGGCCCUACAAGGGGAGUCGUCCCGGGAGUGGUUUCUCCAGCAGCUCUUGGACCACAUGGAGGAGGUGGAGAGUGAUGACCGGUCUCUGUCAGAAGCACGGGAGCUGGGCAUGGGGGAGCGGCCAUACUCGAGCAAACUGAAGAAGAUCGGGGAGUUCUUGGAGCAGGGCUUAAUGGCCAAGGAGGAAGUUUUGUCUGAGCUCGGGAAUGGCAUCGCAGCCUUCGAGUCGGUCCCCACCGCCAUCUACUGCUUCCUUCGCUGCAUGGCUCCUGACCCCGCAAUCCCAGCCACCUUCAACAGCCUCCAGCGGACGCUCAUCUACUCCAUCUCCCUGGGGGGAGACACUGACACCAUCGCCACCAUGGCCGGGGCCAUUGCUGGGGCUUACUACGGCAUGGAGCAGGUUCCGGAGAGCUGGCAGCAAAGCUGUGAGGGCUAUGAGGAGACGGACGUGCUGGCCCGCAGCCUGCACCAGCUCUUCAGCAAGGACCUGUGAGGGGCGCUGCAGGCGCCCAGGCUUCCCGCCUCCACUCACCAGCUCCUCCUCAGCCUGGGGCCACAUGCCCGGUGGGAGCGGGG
Molecule: messenger RNA, 1733 nt
Organism: Sarcophilus harrisii (Tasmanian devil)
Lineage: Eukaryota; Metazoa; Chordata; Mammalia; Dasyuromorphia; Dasyuridae
Gene: ADPRS
Product: ADP-ribosylserine hydrolase
Exons: 8
Coding region: 1-1650 (549 amino acids)
Cellular component (GO): mitochondrion; nucleus
Source: RefSeq, a predicted model, not a curated record